UUGGUUUAUCAAGAAACCCAAUUUUCUUCAAGCAUCCCAGAGUUCUUGCAUUCUUUGUCUCGUAAAGUCUGAAAAUCCAACAUCUGAUCAAAAUCUCUGCAUGAAGACGCCUACAGGGCGUAAAAAUCAGCGAUAAUGGGGUCCAAAAACAUCAUCUGGAUGAUGUUUUACGCGUAUUUGACACCGUUAUUGAUGAUCAGAGGGACAUUGGCCAAAGAAAGUGAUCCUCGUUCUCUGGAUGAGUUUCUGCAUGUUCAUGCACAAAAGAUUGUAAAAUGGCCACGUUUAGGUGCAUUCUAUAAUAUUCCUCUCCAUUCUAAUUACUCAGGUAUUGAAAUUUCGUAUAUUCAGAUUAACACCUCAAGUCUCUGGACUAGUGGAAUCAAUUCCAGCUUCAUUCAUAUCCCACCAAAAACUCGAAUUAGGCCUUCUGUAGAGAGGCUAGAUAUUGUGUUUCACCAUCUCGGCAAUCUGUCAUCGUAUUACUUCAGUCUGCCACAUCAUAAAUUUAUAACACCUGUGAUUGGCUUCACCGCUUAUAAUGGUGACAGAAAUGCAUCAGCAGCAAAUCGGAGCUCAGUGCACAAACUUAAGCUCGAGGGAAAUAAUACAAUUUUAGUGCAAUUUGAGGAUAGGUCAAUUAAGAAAGGUGAGAAUGGUUCUAAAAAAUGUGUUAGAUUUCAUCCGAAUGGGAAAAUUGAGUAUAGCCAUGUGGUUUCAUCAAAUGUGUGUCACGUUCGCGGUCAAGGCCAUGUUGGCAUUGUUGUGCGUAGAGCAAAGCCCUUUUGGAAGAGGAGGGCGACGAAAUGUUGGGCGAUCGGAUUGGGAGUGGGAAUUGGAGUGUUGUUUUUCGCGAUUCUGGCGGGGAUUUUGCUGUGUAAUUUUGCAAGGAGGAAGGAAGUGAAGAGUAUGCAGAGACAAUCGGAACAGAGUGAGGCUCUGGAGACGGUUUGGGUUGGAGGGACUAAAAUGCCUGCGGCUGGGAGGAUGAGAACUCAGCCGGUUCUUGAAAAUGAUUUUCUUCCUUGAUUGUUUCUCGUUUUGUAAAUUCUUUUUCCUGACGAUGUACGUUUGCUUUGCUUUGGUUUUACAUUGUUCUGUAUUAUACAUGAUACGAGUACUCGGUAGAACAAAAAUUAGAAAAUCGUGUAAUAUUAUAUCAUCAAGAAAA
This is a messenger RNA of Daucus carota subsp. sativus, 1171 nucleotides long. RefSeq lists its product as uncharacterized. The record is from RefSeq and is a predicted model, not a curated record. Bases 136 to 1029 code for a protein of 297 amino acids. Gene Ontology annotation, cellular component: membrane. The transcript has a single exon. NCBI's taxonomy places the organism in Eukaryota, Viridiplantae, Streptophyta, Magnoliopsida, Apiales, Apiaceae.